AUGCUAAGUUAUCCAGAUAGACGAAAAUUCCAACAGAUCCGAGCUCGUUGGGAGGAGACGGCCCAUACAGGCGGAGAGGCCAAGUCGUCAGUCAUGGUGGGCAGGAAGGAAAGGCAGACAUCUCACCAGCUCGAGGAAAACGAGCCGUAUCUCAAUGGCGGCAGCAAAUUUCGCAGGAAGCUCAGUCAUGGCCUUGCUUUUAUUUCUCAUCCACUCUCGCAGCGCAAGAUCACGCCAAGCCGUCACCCUUUGAGCGUGCCUUCACUGGCCGCGAUUCGGUCCCACGUAAACGACGGUACCGCAGCAACCCGUGAGUGCGACGGUCCUUUUUCACCGAUGCGCAACUCUAUGCCAUUCGAGCACUCGAAUGACGCGCCAACGAGCCGUACGGUCUCUACAAACUACGGGGAUUUGACCAAGAAGGUGGAUCCUGACGCGACACCCAAAGCCAUACCGCGAUCGCGAACAACCAGCUUCAUACCACGACCAGUCAGAACUGGGUCUGAGCUAUCCACGCACAUUGAAGGACCCGUCAAGCCUUAUUCGACUACAAUCGUGACCGACGCAAUUGUUCACACUCUGCCCUGCAAAAUUCCCACUCCGAGUCCGCCACUGUCCACACGCCGUAUCUCCAGCCCACGCCAAUACCUUCCUCAUAACGCAUUACAAGAGCUCAAGUAUAACACAGGUGCCUCGUUUGUGGGCAAAUAUGACGUCUCCCCUUCAAGGGUCUCCGUACGGUCGCGCACGACGCCAAACUUGGUGAAGGCAGCUGGAUUCUCGCAAUCAACGAGUUCCAUGGCGCCGAGAAAUUUGGGUCUUAAGAGGCCUGUGGCGUCCCCGACGGCUCAGAAGCCAGUAUUGCAGGAAAACGUACCGACGCACAAGCGGGUUGCGCAACGUCGAUCGCAGAUACAGGACAGAACACUGAAACGAGAGAGUCUGGCUGUAGCUGGUACCAUAGCGAACAGGAGAUCUUUUGGACCAGGUCCAUCGCUUUCGAUUGUGCAGAACACACGAUUGAACUGCGCUACCCCACCGACUGCAGGAAAACGAAUGAGCUCAUACCACACUCCGCCGACGCCGUUAACCGUCAAGCGAAUACAGCUGAACUUGCAAGAAAAUCUGCCAGAGCCAGAUCGAUCUGACAGUCUAAAUGGUAGCUCAAUCAUACAACCCCGAUAUAUGAGUUCCAAGAAUGCCACAACUCCAUCGGCAGUAGGUACCCCAACUGUAACGUCAACACUGCCUAGGUUUAGUAUGGGGAACAAUCCCCGGAGAAAGACCACGGGGACUCCAAACGGGCUGGGUGGGAUUUGGCAGCCAUCAUGCGCUCUUGCGGACAAUGAGGUGAGAAGUCUCCCACGUUCUUCCACUUUUCAUAAUUUUGGAAAGAGCUGGAGAGCUCCCCCGCCUGUGCCUUACAUUCCGGACCGAUACAGGACGCCAUCUCUACCCAACCUUACUCCGCACUCAGAAGACACCGAAGCCCUUACUCGCAAGGCUCGCAUUAUUAGACUCUUUUCGUUUACCAGUUCAACUCAUUCUAUCCCAGAGGAGAUAACUGAAAAGGAGCCUCCUGGAGUGCUUCCCAAGACACCUUCUAGAUAUCGUCGUCGUCCGUCGCUUUCAUCGACCGUAUUCGCUCCCCUCACUUCACCUUCUAGGUCCCGUAGUUAUUCGUUAUUUCGAGGGGGAUACACCAGGCCAUCUGAAGAUAGCACUACAAACCCACUCAUGAGUGCUGACGUUAAGUCGAUUCUGCAGGUUCAAGAUUACAUGCCCGCCGGUUACUGGGCAGGUCGUUUCUCGACUCGAUUCGAUCAAUGGUGUGCCGAAGCCACGGCAGUAGAAAUUGACCCGAACUAUCAGUGUCAGCAGUUAGGAUCGCUGGGCCGAUGCAGAUAUCCAGAUCACGAGGAUGAAGCAAAGUGUUACAUAUUCGCACAGUUGCAUGAUAUGUGUAGCACUGUCCAAGCAACAGACAGUCUUUGGGCGUUUGAAUACGCAUACAGGAAAGAUCACCGCCUGUUCAGCCAACCGGUCGACCUUCCCCCUUUGCCAACUCGUAAGCACGACGACAGCUCGAAUAAGGGAGCCUUUGGACGAGCCGUGAGAAAGCUAACACCACGAAAGAGCAGCCUGGUCAACUUGCUGAAGGGAAAGGGGCGGAACAAAGUCGACGACUCUUUUCCGCAUGACGUCUUUGAACAGAAAGUGGAAACACCUUCAUCCAGCCCCUAGACCUGUGUGAAAUCGACACGGGUAAUCGUUGCAGCAGAAUUGUGCUCGAAGUGAGGGACCGGCAAGGAAACAAUCUCAAGACGCGAAAUACGGUGCUACGCAGCAGACGGUCAAACGGAAUCACGAUGCGCCAAUACACGACUGGAUAUACAACAUAACAUGGAAGCUGUGUACGGGGAGUGAGUGAAUGAUGGAGCUGGGAUUUGAGAUUUGUUCAACUAAACCCAAUCGACAUUUCUACGGCGUUGGCCAGCCUUGGUCACGAGUAUUCAUGUCACUCUUUACUGGCGCGAAGACGAUGGACUGGGGAUCUAACGUAUAU
Messenger RNA from Dothidotthia symphoricarpi CBS 119687, 2566 nucleotides. RefSeq lists its product as uncharacterized. NCBI's taxonomy places the organism in Eukaryota, Fungi, Ascomycota, Dothideomycetes, Pleosporales, Dothidotthiaceae. The record is from RefSeq and is a predicted model, not a curated record. The transcript has 3 exons. The coding region runs from base 1 to 2244 and encodes 747 amino acids.